Molecule: messenger RNA, 4961 nt
Organism: Bombyx mori (domestic silkworm)
Lineage: Eukaryota; Metazoa; Arthropoda; Insecta; Lepidoptera; Bombycidae
Gene: Ugalt
Product: UDP-N-acetylglucosamine transporter
Exons: 6
Coding region: 420-1517 (365 amino acids)
Biological process (GO): pyrimidine nucleotide-sugar transmembrane transport
Cellular component (GO): Golgi membrane
Molecular function (GO): UDP-galactose transmembrane transporter activity
Source: RefSeq, a predicted model, not a curated record
UCUCUAUUUGUAACGAUCACGUCGGGGUCACCAAUGAGGGAGUGCAUAUAGAGUCCCUUCUUUAUUUCGCCGUAAAGUCGUGUUUUAUGUAAUUAACACCACAGUUGAAACAAUAUAAAUUUUAUUGUUGUAGCGGCAUAAACAAUUCUAAGUAAUUAUAAUAAAUUACACACAUAUACACAUUAAAAAUUUUUUUUUACGUUUUAAUUAUUUGGCGGUAAAAAGGUCUCGUGGCACAGACUUUAUUCCGUUUCUCACAUCGCGUGCGUUCCGGCUUACGCAUCAUAAAAAGGUGCGUACUUAAACGCCACAAGUCUAUGUGUUGUCAAAUCUGAAUCUCAAAUUGUGUCAAAGGAAAUCUCGUACUUUGUAGUGCUUCGUACUCAUCUAAUGUGUUUACAAAUUUCUUUCAAUACUUGAUGAAUCCAGUCAGAGAAGGGUUGGAACUAGAAGGUGCCCCGACUCCAGAGACAGAACUGAACCCUGAGCUGAACAUGGACAAUAUUUCAAAAAAAUCCCACAGCCAGUCACCAAACAAGAGAGUUAAAUUUGGUUACAUCAAAUAUGUCAGUUUAAUUGUGUUGACUGUUCAAAACGCAGCACUUGGACUUAGCAUGCGGCAUGCUAAAACAAGAGACGUAGAAGAGAAAUUUUCGUCAGCUGCUGCUGUGGUAAUGGCAGAAAUAGUAAAACUAGUCAUUUGCAUAUGUCUCGUAAUGCAUGAGUCUGGAGGAGUUAAAACAGGCGUCCAAUCUAUGUAUUCUACAGUUGUUUUAAAUAUUAAGGAUACAGUGCGUGUUUGUGUACCGUCAUUUUUAUACAUACUACAAAAUAACUUGCUUUACGUAUCUGCGGCUAAUUUAGAUGCGGCCACAUAUCAGGUAACAUAUCAAUUAAAGUUAUUGACAACAGCAUUUUUUGCUGUUAUUGUUUUAAAAAGGCAACUUAAGAAAUGGCAAUGGGGUGCCUUGGGUUUAUUAGCUGCUGGAGUUGCUGUCGUUCAGUUAUCUUCUACUGAUGCUAAAUCAUCGAAUUCUGGAGACAAGUUAAAGCAAUCCAAAUUAAUUGGAUUCAGUGCUGCUUUGGCAGCAUGUUUCAUAUCGGGAUUUGCUGGAAUUUACUUCGAAAAAGUUUUAAAGGAGUCGGAUAUUUCGGUAUGGAUGAGGAAUGUUCAACUCAGUUUAUUGUCACUACCGUUUGGAACUGGAACAUAUCUAAUACAAGAAGGAACUUUAAAUAAUAUGUUUAAAGGAUUUGACGGCUUCAUAUGGUAUUUGGUGAUCCUGCAAGCAGCGGGAGGUCUUAUUGUAGCUGUUGUAGUAAAAUAUGCCGAUAACAUACUAAAAGGUUUUGCGACGUCUGUUGCGAUCAUCAUUUCAUGUGUAGUCUCAAUGUAUCUUUUCAGUUUUGUUUUAACUGUUCAAUUUGCAUUUGGCACAGCCAUGGUUAUUGGUUCUAUAUUUCUUUAUGGUUAUGUUCCAAAAAAGCCCGUUCGUAGGACAUCGUUGAGUGUAUGAUAAAUACACGAAGAGCUCCAGUAAUAAACAGGGUCAGGUAUAUUAUGGUUUUGCUUGUAAAUAGUGCAAAUGUUUAGAAAUAGGGAAUAGGUACGCAUACAAUUUUUUUUAUUUACUGUUGUUUGUACAAAUGAGCAAUUGAAGUACAUAAACAAAGUGAAGUAAUUAUAAAAUUUAAAAUCCUACUUAACUUUGUGUUUAUUAUAGCUCAUUCUUCAGUUUACAGUUCCGACAUACCGCUACAAAAAAAUAUCAAUAGUUACUAAGAUAUGUACCCAGUUAAUUACGUCCAUGCACGUCGACUGCUGGAUAUAAGCUUCCCCAAGGUUCGCCACAAUAAUCGAUCUUGCCCAACCUGCAUCCUACGGAUUCCUGCGACUUUUAAUAUAUCGUCAGUCCACCUCAUAGGAGGCCUACUCACACCGCGCUUUCUGGAGAACUUCUCGGCCCUAGCAACCAUCUGUUCUACAAGCCUGCCCACUGCCACUUCAAUCUUGCAAUUCUUCGGGCUGUCAGUUACCUUGAUUCUUCUGCGAAUCUCCUCAAUUCUGAUUCGAUUUCGCAGGCUAUCGUAUGUCAUAACUGGCAACAUACACUGGUAGACUUUUAUCUUGAGACAGUGGGGUAUUUGAGACGAACAGAUUUAGCGCAGCUUUCCGAACGCUGCCAAUUCUAGUUGGAUUCGACGAUUGAUGUUUUUCUCGAAGUCGGAAAAGCAAUACAUUGGCGUUCGACGUCCGAUCGUUUUGUCCAUAUUCAUACUAAGGCUCACUUAGUAUAAACAUGGACAUAAGAUGUUAGAUGUUGUUCGCAAUUGUUGUUUACGGAACAGUUGUGGGUUUAUUUCAACACCAAAUUCACAUGUGAAUAAUGCUCGGGAGCAUUGAAACAAAACCGCCCUGUAAGGGCUGUUUCCACGAGUAUAAUACAUGUUUGUAAAUAGUAAUUAACCAAAUGUAAUUUGGUUAAGCAAUUGGGGAAUUGAAUUCAGUUCAGUUUCCAGACAACGCACACACGUGAUUUUCACUAUCCUGUUGCUAGUCCUACAGUUACAAAUAUAGAUGCAGUUUUUAUACUGGAGAAUUUAAAUGUCCAUAUACCAGUGUGCCCCCCCCCCCCCAUGGAUGUUUGAUGUAUGACACUAGACUAUAAUUCCUGGAACGGUGUAUUUUUUUUACUUUUGUAUCGUCAAUAUUUAGUGACGUAAGCGAUAGGUGACAUAUUACGUUUAAGUGAUUGAUUUAUGUAUUACGUUUACUACCCGACGUGGUCGUAUACCUUUAUUAUAUGAAUAAUGCUUUAUUCGUACAUUUAGUAUUAAAACAAGCUUUAUAUUAUUAUUUUAAUUUGAGAAUAUGCCCUGAGAGGAGCAGCAAAAAGAUAUGUUAUUGGUUUGUGUUUGAUGGCGUUUCGCGCCAGUAUACAUAGAUACUAAGAUUUCGACAUUCGGGGCAUACGCUCUGACUUUUUUAUUUUUUAUUGGUUCUAAUGUAUUUUAUGCAUUGAGAUAUACUAUUCGCUCGACUUACGAAAUAAUGUCGAAGCUUAUAUCACCUAAAGUUAAGAAAAAAGACACAAACACACACAGAGAUCUGACCUCAUUCUUUGUUUCGUUCCAAGUUUUUUAAGCGCUUGCGUCUCUUUUGUUUAUGAAGCAUUCGUUUAACGCUUUAUUAAAAAAUCAACGAGUUUUUAUUAUCAACGUAUUUUCAUGAAAUUAAAUUAUAUUAUUAUUAGCGACCCGCCCUCGCUUCGCUUCGGAAACUGUAAUUUAUUACUGAUUUCUCCACUAUUUAAUGGAUGUUAUUAUACAUAUAAACCUUCCUCUUCAAUCACUUUAUCUUUUAAAAAAAACCGCAUCAAAAUCCGUUGCGUAGUUUUAAAGAUUUAAGCAUACAUAGGAACCGACAGAUAUAGGGACAGAGAAAGCGACUUUGUUUUAUACUAUGUAGUGAUGAUAAUUAUUUUCAAGAAACUAAUGUUUUGGAAUCAGUUAUUCUAGAUUCUAUACCUACUAGAAGUUUGAGGUAAUUAAUAAAAAAAUAAUCUCAAUACGUUCCAACCGGUUCUAAGGGGCAACUAAUUUGAACAAUAAUGCUGUCCAAAACAAUUGUUCAAGUUAUUUAAAUAAAUAAUCAACAUUUAUUAUCAUUCAAUCACCUAUACAUAUAUUAUAUAUUUACGUAGUAUUAUAGUAUAGUAACAUUAAUAUAAAAAUAUGAAUAAAGUUCAUACACGGUGAUGGAUCUUAAUAAAUUAGUAACUAUUAUAAGUACUGUUACUCAUAAGUAUAUGUAAGUAUAAGAGACUGUUGAUCCGAUGCCGAAAUGGGAAGAAACUACUACGAGCUAAUUUUAGAGGAAAACAUGAUAAAUUUGUUGUAUUAAGUAGUUUCGGUACUUGUUAUGUACCAAUAUAAUUUGAAGGGCUAUAAGCCAUAAAUUCCUUGAUUACCUACAUUAUUUAAAUACAAAAAAACGGAAGUGUAAGUGAGUCGUCUAUUAUCAAAGGUGGCAAUCUGUGCAUUUGGACAAAAAAAUGUUAUUGAUAUGUCGAUACAGAUUGAUUUGAAUAUAAUCGUCUCCUUCAAAGAAUACGGUUCAAAACCUGCAUUAAAUAAAGGUUAAUACUUAACCUGUUAUUUAUCUAAGAUGUCGUUCAGAAGAGUUUUGUGACUGCCAAUGGAAUACAAAGUCAAUAAUUCGUUUUUCUGAUUUACCAAUAAUUGUCCAAAAGUCACAUUGCCGGCUUUGAUAAUAGUCGACUCAAGUAUACCUGAUACUUUACAACUUAUAUCACAAGGUGGGUGGCACAUUUACGUAGAUGUCUAUGGGCUCCAGUAACCACUUAAUACCAGGUGGGCUGUGAGCUCGUCCACCCAUCUAAGCAAUAAAAAAAGUUAAAAAAACUCAGUUUACAUUUUUCUACUGACAUGUCAAAUAUAAUCUAUCUGCGUUACUACCUGUAUUCGAUUUCAGGAACAGUGAACUCACCCUGUAAGCAUAGUUUUGUACUUAAUUUUUGAUUCAAUAAAAUUUAAUCUUACUUGAAUUUAAUCUAGAAAGUUCAUCACAUCUACGGAGCUUUUCUUUUUUUGUUGCGUGACACGCACUUUUUUUUAUAGAGAAAGAGAACACACUUUUUUGCACACCAAAACACAACAUUAGAAAACCCUCCACAAGCAGAUACAUUUGUACAAUAGGUGGUCUUAUCGUUAAAAGCGAUUUCUUUUAACAGAAAUUCUGGACAAGAUACUAUCCCAAAGUAGUUAAAACUUUGAAAUAUCAAGGUGGGCGUCGAGCCUAUAUUAAAUACCAUUAUCUACUGAUAAGAGAAUUAUAGAGCUCUUUGAUGUGAUGAACUUCGUAGGUUUCUUUAUAGUACUUAUAUCGUAGCAAACCUAUUUUAAAUAUUAUUUUACAUUAAAAAACAAUACAAUUGAAA